CACAGCCAGGUUGACCAUGGACACACACAAUAAGAAAUCCCUUAUAAGUUCAGUGGCCAUGAAAAGCUCAUCUUUUAUACGGCGCGUUCGCACUACGGGAUGUCUCCACCAAAAGUCAAACCACAAAGUUCACAUAGAGGGCCUGACGCAUCAUGGAAACACUUUUUAGAGCAUGGAGCUACUUGUCGAACCUUGAGUGGACGGAAAGAGCCCAGUCCGACUGCAAAUUCUGUGACCACAGCAAAUUAAAACCAAUCUACCAGGACAAUCUCGUCAUUGCUUUCGAGAACAUCAGGCUGGGUGGACGGCAUCACUGGCUCAUCACCCCCCUCCAACACAUCCGCGACAUCGAGGUUCUGGGUACAAAGGACCUGCCAUUGUUGCUUCACAUCGACAAGGUGAAAAAACUGCUCCUAGACCGGCAUUGUCCCGACCAUAAGAAUUGGACGAUUCAUUCGGGUUACCAUCGCGGCAGGAGACCGAUAUCCCUCCUGAAUGGGUUCUAUUGGCCGGAUAUCAUCUCCAUUCAUCACCUUCACCUUCAUGUCAUCGUGGAGCCCUUCUGGACACUUUGGCUGUUCAAAUACCCAACCUGGCUGCCAUUUAUGUGGAAGUCGGAUAGACAGGUUGUCCAGCAAGUUGAGAGGGCGAAGCUGAAAGGGGACUGAGGCUCGCGUUAGGUGCAGAUGAGGUGGCUAUAGCGCAACCCUAAGUAUUGGUCACCGGAAUCAUGGCUUACACAGUUUCACCAGUCACUUCAUGGCAAGCGACAGGAUGAGGAAGUACUGA
Emericellopsis atlantica is the source of this 789-nucleotide messenger RNA. RefSeq lists its product as uncharacterized. Bases 153 to 668 code for a protein of 171 amino acids. NCBI's taxonomy places the organism in Eukaryota, Fungi, Ascomycota, Sordariomycetes, Hypocreales, Bionectriaceae. The record is from RefSeq and is a predicted model, not a curated record. The transcript has 3 exons.